AUGGACUUCCACGUGGAAGAAGCAUUACCUUGAAUCCCACUCCUUACCUUUCGCAACCUUUCUUUUCUUGACUCUGAUUCCGGUUAGCUUUUCAUCGAUCUCUGAAAAAUUAAUAGAAAUGGCGGCAGCCAUAUCCGUUCUCUCUCCUAAAUCAACCACUUCCCUUCAAACCCUAGAUCUUUUCAAACAACCCAAUUUUAAGUUUCUUAGUGGGUCUCCAUUAGAGGGGUUUUCUUUAAACUUGAAACCAGGUGGUGGUAGUAAAGCUAGGGAAUUUCCUGGUUUGGUGGUUUCUGCUUCUGCCGGAACCACCACCACCACCGCCACAGCCGGCGGUGGGAGUGGUAGACUUUAUGUCAAUUUCACUGGUUUCCCUUUCCCUCUUGGCCCUUUUCUCAAUAGGCGCACUAUCAGGACUGAGGCUGUAAAAGACUGCAUAUGGCUGUUCGAGCAAGAACAGGCAUUGGGUUUCAGCAGUGUCUCAACAAACACCAGGAUGACUGUCAUCAAGCUCAAAUCAGGAGGAUUAUGGGUCCAUGCACCAAUUGCCCCAACCAAGGAAUGCGUUCAGCUUGUGAAGGAGUUAGGAGCUCCAGUAGAGUACAUUGUCCUGCCUACAUUUGCUUAUGAGCAUAAAAUAUUUGUUGGUCCAUUUUCUAGAAAGUUCCCACAAGCUCAGGUAUGGGUGGCACCAAGACAAUGGAGUUGGCCUCUCAAUUUACCACUUGAAUUUUUCGGCAUUUUUCGUGCUAAAACUUUAGAAAAUGAAGACCUUUCGACCCCAUGGGCUGCAGAGAUCGAACAAAAGGUUCUGAGCUCUCCUGAAGUUGGAAUUGGACCGUAUGUGGAGGUGGCAUUCUAUCAUAAGCGUUCAAAGACCCUACUCGUGACUGAUGCUGUAAUAUUCGUCCCGAGGCAGCCUCCUGAAUGUAUAAGCAAUGAUUCAUUGUUGGCAUCAGCUAAAAACGGGUUGGCUGUAAAACUUCUUAGCAAAGGGAAGGAAGUCUCUCAAGAACCGGUCAUUGAUAACGCGAUAAACAGGCAGAAAGGUUGGGAGAGAAUGGUUCUUCAAAUCUUGUUUCUGGGUCCAUCAAAUCUUUUGGAACCAAAAGCUAGUUUCUCUCAGAUGUCACAGAAGUUGAUCGUUUCACCCAUAGUUAAAACAUUAGUCUUCAGCAAAGUUCCUGAAAAGGUGAGGGAUUGGAUUGACAGCAUUGCAAGAGACUGGAAAUUCAAGAGAAUCAUCCCAGCACACUUUAAUGCUCCUGUAAACGCCAACAGAUCUGAUUUUCUAGCAGCUUUUGCGUUUCUUGACGAUCUUUUAGGCGAGCGUUAUGUGACUCGCCCUUCACUUCAACUUUUCUUCACAUCCAUCAUGGGAAAGGCUGCAAGUUACUUCCCACCAGAUGACAUGAAAACUUUAUCAUCGCUCGACCAGUUUCUAGUCUCGGUUGGAGCAGUAAAGAAGACUGUAUCGGGUCGUAAACGACCCUAAAAAUGCCAAAAAAGAAAGAGAGAAUUAUAGUGUAGUUGCUAUUUAUAAAAUAUGGUAUAUACACAAACUCUUUUUGUCUCUUGUUAUCCCUUGCUUUAUGGGUUUUUUCUUUCACAAUGCAAGAAAAUAGCAUCUUGCCAUUGCACAUAUGUCGGACUGGGAAUAUUAAUUGACAUUCAUUCUUU
Molecule: messenger RNA, 1680 nt
Organism: Cynara cardunculus var. scolymus (artichoke)
Lineage: Eukaryota; Viridiplantae; Streptophyta; Magnoliopsida; Asterales; Asteraceae
Exons: 6
Coding region: 119-1495 (458 amino acids)
Source: RefSeq, a predicted model, not a curated record